UAGUUAGACGAGGUGGUGUCCUGCAUCCGACCACCUACCCAGCAAGCCAGCCACCCAGGGCCUCCGUUCCCUUUGCCUCCACAAUCCACUCGCGACGGCUGCUGUGGAUGCACGUGUCUCGUCCUGCUCGGGCCAAGGUGUGCACGGAACCUCUCGCCGCUGACAGAUAUAAACAUUCCUCUUAAGCUGGGAAACGCAACAAUGACGAUGCACUGGACGAUAAGGACGUUACUCUUGGCUGUCUUCUUCGCCUCGUUAGCCUGGGCAGCCGAGGUCCACAAGAACGCGAAGGAAGUUGAAGUGAUCGAAGCAAGUCCCAAAGAGGAGGCUCUCAACACGGACAUCAGCGGACCAGAGCAGAAAGUCAUAUCCGUCGGCAACGUAGGUCAAGACGCCACAAAAGUUGCCGUCGCCGCCUCCGUCGUGCUCACCGGCAUUUGGUGCGGCGUGAUGUUGCUCAUCGCCGAGUUCAUCAGGGGCAUCGGCGCCAGGAUUUACCCGGUGAUUGAGGGGCAGGGGGAUGAGGAGGUGUUUGACGACGAGCUGAAUCUUGUCUUGGUUGGGCGUAGCGCCGCUCGCCGCCGACCGGCGAGGACCAUUAGCAUCCUGGAGUGGGCUUUCAGAGGCAUCGAGUCCAUCAACUCCAGACUUCACGAGGAGGAGCGAGACAAAUGCCGGAAGCUCACCCUCUGCAUGCUCGGGAGUGUCACGUCCGGGUACUCCCUCGCUCAGAGCUUUUUCCAGGUCAUCAGGCCCGCCGUCCCUCUCCUCGACAACAACUGGGAAGGACUGGUUGCCGGGCAGGCGCGAGAGGAUUGCAACGUGAUGUACGAGAGGUGUCCUAUCGGCAUCCUGAGCUCCUUCUUCAGACCUAACCCGCCGGCAGCAAACGCCACCACCACCACUACCACCACCUCCACCCCAUCAACCACCUCCACCACCACAACUCCGCUCCCACGCCGCACAUCCACCUUGCCGCCGCCCUAACCACCCUGCCCCAAUCCCCCAACCAUCCAUAUGCCAAACCAUGAGAACAUAAGCAACCACACGACACUUGAGAGAGAGAGAGAGAGAGAGAGAGAGAGAGAGAGAGAGAGAGAGAGAGAGAGAGAGAGAGAUAACAGAGAAAGAAUAAUAAUAACAUAAGUAUUAGACAGACAGAUUGACAGAGAGACAGACAGGAAAACACACAGAAAGACAGACAGGAAAGCACACAGAAAGACAGACAGAAGCGCGAACAGACACACAGAGACAGAGAAUGACAGAGACAGACAGAGAGAGGUUCAGAUACCCCUCAAAAAGAAAAGAAAACUAUACAAAACAAUACCAAAUAAAGACAGUGAGUAGGAAAACAGUUAAGGCACUCAUGAGGAACGGAAUGACAAACAAGAGAGAGAGAGAGAGAGAGAGAGAGAGAGAGAGAGAGAGAGAGAGAGAGAGAGAGAGCACAACGCGUCAAAACCUCAUCCCUACCUCUUCGUUCUAAACACCUGCGGGGGGGGGGGGGGGGGGUUUAGAUUGGGAUUUUUAGACCCUUCCAUCUCUUACUUCAGCUAUUUCCAAAGGUCAAAAAGAAGAUCAAUCGGGUUCUCAUGAGUGUUUUUUUAAGUUCAUACUACAGAGGAAGGAUCAUACUAUUACCAGGGUCAUAAAACUACCCCUGGAUAUACCCACAACUCCUACGAAAGGCUUGUCACGUAGGUGUGCUUGGAGGACGAAAUGUUUAGUAAGAGUGCCCUGAGUAGUCGCUGGGUGGGUGACCUGAGGAGGGAGUAAAGAAUAUUCUGUCCACACUGAUUCGGGUAUGUGACAGAAAUUAUAACAUUCGCUCAGGAGGGAUUGAAUGACGUCAUUAGCCCCGCCAUUACGGUAACAGAACACCCACCCACCCACCCACCCACACACACACACACACACACACGUUUGUUAUUGUUGCUAUCUUGGUUGUGGUUUUUAUGUUGUUAUUGUUAAAAAUGAUAAUGAUGAUGAUGAUGAUGAUGGUGUUUGGUUGGAGUUGUUGGUAUGGUUGUUUUCUUCUUCAUAAUACUGUUAAUGGUGAUGACAAUGAUAGUUAUGGUUAUGAUGAUUAUAUAAAGUUACCGAUAAUAUAAUGACGGUGGUGAUGAACAUGAUAAAGAGGAUAUUGGUAAUUGGUUGUUGGUUUAGUUAUUGUUAUUGUUGUUGUUGUUGUUGUUGUUGUUGUUGUUGUCAUGAGGCGAGGCCCGGUUAGUCACUUAGUUAAAUAGAUAUUUAUGUAUUUAUUUAUUGAACUUAUCUUUAUUUAUUUAUUCGUAUAUCAGUAAUUUACUGAUGUACUAUUUCUUCUGUAUUUAUCUCGUAUGUUGGUAUGAUGCCCUCGCUGGUUGAGGGAAACACUAAUCAAACGCUGUUUUUCCCUAAAUAAACAUUGGAAAUAAC
Molecule: messenger RNA, 2418 nt
Organism: Eriocheir sinensis (Chinese mitten crab)
Lineage: Eukaryota; Metazoa; Arthropoda; Malacostraca; Decapoda; Varunidae
Exons: 5
Coding region: 202-987 (261 amino acids)
Source: RefSeq, a predicted model, not a curated record